AUGCAUACCAACUACAUUUUCUCGGCUCUUGCCCUAGCUCUUCCCGUAUACUCGCUUAGCUCCACCGCUGGUAUGGGUUGCUUCUCCGAAGUCGAAUCGUUCAAAAACCAGGGUCCGUACACAUAUCAAUCACUAGGAUAUUGCGAAGCCCAAUGCACAGGGAAAGAUUUCAAGGUCGCAGCUCUGAGCCGUGGCAACAUGUGCUAUUGCGGCAAUAAAGUCCCCUCGGACUCCGUUAAGAUCGCCGACGAUAAGUGCGAUGUGCGCUGCCCUGGAUACGCCGCUCAAAACUGCGGUGGUAUGGAGACUUUCACCGUAAUCCAGGCGGCUGAGAACGUCAAAGCCGCUGGUUCCGAAAACGGCACCACUACUAUUGAACCCACUGCUGCCACCGCAGCUGGCGGAAUCAUCGUCGCACCCUCGACAGCCAGCUCAUCAACUGGUAUCGCGACCGCGGCAUCAAAGAGUGCCAACGCUUUUUCUAAUUCUGCCUCUGGCGCUGUCGCAACUGCCUCCCCCACGCCCACGGAUAACGCGGCCGGAACAGUCCGCGCGGGAUCAUCGCUCCUCGGCGCUGUUAUUGCGGGCAUGAGCUUGCUUCUGUGA
Messenger RNA from Penicillium robsamsonii, 606 nucleotides. Its product is annotated as WSC domain-containing protein. The coding region runs from base 1 to 606 and encodes 201 amino acids. The transcript is spliced from 2 exons. The record is from RefSeq and is a predicted model, not a curated record. NCBI's taxonomy places the organism in Eukaryota, Fungi, Ascomycota, Eurotiomycetes, Eurotiales, Aspergillaceae.